This is a messenger RNA of Betta splendens (Siamese fighting fish), 2595 nucleotides long. It is a transcript of the gene rabggta, whose product is annotated as Rab geranylgeranyltransferase subunit alpha. Lineage: Eukaryota; Metazoa; Chordata; Actinopteri; Anabantiformes; Osphronemidae. Gene Ontology annotation, molecular function: Rab geranylgeranyltransferase activity; zinc ion binding; protein binding. The coding region runs from base 173 to 2041 and encodes 622 amino acids. Gene Ontology annotation, cellular component: Rab-protein geranylgeranyltransferase complex; cytoplasm. The record is from RefSeq and is a predicted model, not a curated record. The transcript is spliced from 17 exons. Gene Ontology annotation, biological process: protein geranylgeranylation.
CGCCAGUGCGACGGCACGCAGCGUGACGUAUUUUUUAUGAGACGGAAGUGAUCAGUUGUAGUCGUAUGAGGUCCUGGUGGUGACUUGUCAAAUCAAGCUGCAUCCAAUAAACUGUAAAACAAAGCGAGCACGGAGCAGGUACUUCAAGGAAUCGCCUUCAUAACCUGAAAGAAUGCACGGACGAAUAAAGAUUAAAUCUACAGCUCAGCAGGAGGAGGAGAAAAGGAAGGAGCGGGAGAAGAAGCUGAAGAUCUAUGUCUCUGCAAGAGACACAUGCUUCUCAAAGGUAACACGAGUUUUAUUAAUUCAAGUAGUAUCUAACCAUCAGGUGCUUUUCUCUUUUCUGUGUGGCCUGUGUGUCUCAUAUUUACACAGCAUGUUCCUUCUUGAUACACAUUGUCAGAGGAAGGAGGGUAUUUUAGAUGAGGAGGCCCUUCAGGUCACCCAGCAGCUACUAUCAUCUAAUCCUGACUUUGCAACUCUCUGGAACUACAGAAGAGAGAUCUUAAUGCACCUGGAAACUGUGAAAGAAAAGGAUGAAGUGCAGAAGAUUUAUGAGGCCGAGCUAGCUUUUCUGGAGUCUUGCCUGAAGUUGAACCCCAAGUCCUAUGGCAGCUGGCACCAUCGGUGUUGGGUCUCAGCCCGUUUACCUCGACCGGAUUGGAGCAGAGAGCUCAGUCUGUGUGAUCGCUGCCUCAGCCUUGACGAUCGCAACUUUCAUUGCUGGGAUUAUCGUCGAAUGGUAGUGAAGGUGUCUGGCGUGCCAGUGGCUCAGGAGUUGGGCUUUACCGAUCGACUCAUUGGGUCCAACUUCUCCAACUAUUCCAGCUGGCACUACCGCAGCACCCUACUGCCACUGCUCCACCCAGAGUCUCCUGAGUCACCUUCACCCUCGCAUGAGCCUCCCCAGCCCUCUCCUUCACAUUCUCCUCAAACGCAAUCUCAUCGCGUCUGCGAAGAACAACUUCUUAAGGAGUAUGAGCUUGUACAGAACGCUUUCUUCACUGACCCCAAUGAUCAGAGUGCUUGGUUCUACUAUCGCUGGUUGCUAGGCCGAGCGGAGCGCGAGGAGAUGAUAAGCUGUGUAUAUGUCAGUCGAGAUGAGGAGAGAGUGGCUGUUGCCUUCUCCAGACCUGUAAAUGCACAGUCUGUCAGCCUGCUGCUGGUCCUGGACGGUCAGCCCCAGAAAGUGGAAUGGAAGAGUGUCCAUCCACGCUUUAAACACAGCCCUGUCUGUAUUUGUGAUCUCCCUCCUGGAACCAUUAGCGAUAUCACUAAUGAGCAUAAUUUGACCGUGCACUGGACUGAAAAGUACACUCACAGAGACUGUGCUCUGUACACAGGUCGAACUGAGAGUUGGUGCCGGGACUCUGCUACAGAUCAGGAGCUUUUUAGGAGUGAACUCUCGGUGGAGAAGACCUCGGUGCUACAGUCAGAGCUGCAGUCAUGUAACCAGCUACUAGAACUGGAGCCGCUCAAUAAGUGGUGCUUGCUAACCAUUGUCCUCCUGAUGAGGGCACUAGACCCUCUGGGAUACGAAAAGGAGACACUGGCUCAUUUCCAAACACUGAAAGAGGUGGAUCCCAUGCGCUCGGCUUAUUACAGCGACUUGUGCAGCAAGUUUAUCAUUGAAAACACCGUCCUGAAAAUGGAGUACGCUGAAGUGCGUGUCUUCAGCAUCACUGACAAGAACCUAACGACUUUGUGCCAUCUGGACCAGUUGUUAUUGGUUACCCACAUCAAUCUGUCGUCUAAUCAGCUGCAGCAGUUGCCUCCUCAGUUUGCCAUGUUGCAAUGCCUGGAGGUCUUGGAGGUUGACAACAACCGCAUAGAGAACCUGGAGGGAGUGUAUCACCUUCCCAAACUGGAGGAAGUCCUGUUAAAGAAUAACAAAAUCUCUGCAUUGGCAGAUCUUCAGCCGCUGGCCUCCUGCCCCAAGCUGAGGCGGCUCGAUCUCCGUGGCAACCCCGUCACUCAGGCGGCCAAUAUCGAGUCAGAGUUAACGGCGCUGCUGCCCUCCGUCACAGACCUUCUGCUCUGAUCGGACGGAGAGCGCAAAUCACUGCCACCGCUCUCCCGUCGUUCAAUCAUCCUCCGCUUCGCUCCAGCGUUUGUUUGGCGAAAGAGCCGUCGGAUGUUUUUCAAGCGUCUUUGUGCUUCUGUUUGUUCCACUUGUUUGGGAGAGUGUCAAUCACAGGCAGCCCUGCCGGUCGGAAGGCCCGAUGCUUCAGAGCAUAUGUCACAAACUCCUAACACCGUCACUGAACUGUCUAGAUUUACGUGUGAGUGUGAAGUAACCACUGUUAGUGUGUGUGUGUCUGUCUGUGUGAUGCAGCACGCACAAAUGCAUGCACAACUACAGAAGUAAAUACUGAGGUGACUGCCUCAACCCUGACUCAAAGCUUCUCUAUGCUUUAAGACCAGUACAUUAGACAAACAGCUUGUACCCGAGGACCACAAUAGGAUGAAUAGGAUGUACGCUACUUCACAUACUGUAUGCAUUUUUUUUUAAUAAAUUCCUUAUGACUCUAUACUGUUGCACAGUAAGUCACAGGAACAGUAAUAAAACAGCACACAUUGUGUCACUGCCUUUCA